AUGGAUAUAACUAAAUGCCCAUUUCAUAAUUCAUUUUUAUCAUCAUCACAAAUUCCAACACAACAACAACAAAAACAACAAAAUAAUUUGAAUCGACAAAUUUUUUAUCAAAAACAACAAGAACAAGAACAACAAUAUCAACAACAACAACAACAAAAUGAAUUAUUGUUAUCAUCGGUCAUAUUAAAAUUUUGUAAGAUGCAUGUACGUGGUCAAGAUUUUAUUAUAUUUCAUAUUGAUAAUCUUAGGGUAGAAUAUAAUAAUUCAUCAUUUAGACCAUCAAUUCAAGUAUUACAAAACAUUGCUCAAAGAUUAUGUGAUAGAGAACAAGGCGUUGGUGCUGAUAAUACACUGGUAUUAACACCACCUCCAAAUGAUAAAUUGAAUGAAACUGACUUUCAACUUUUAAUUUUUAAUUCUGAUGGUAGUAUUGCUGAAAAUUGUACAACUGGUGUUUCUUGCGUUUGCAAAUAUAUUGUAGAUUAUAAUUUAAAAUCUUAUCGAACAAACAGUCAAAACAAUCAAAACAAUCAAAAUAAUCAAAAUAAUAAUAUUGAAAUUGAACAAAAUAAUAAUAAUAAUAAUAAUAAUAAUAAUAAUAAUAAUAAUAAUAAUAAUAAUAAUAAUAAUAAUAAUAAUAAUAAUAAUAAUAAUGUAAAUAAUAAUAAUAAUAAUAAUAAUAAUAAUCAAGAACCACAUCAUAAUGAAGAUUUAAAACCAUUUUUUUCAAGAAAUAGAUUAAAAACAUUAAAUCAAACACCUUAUCUUUUAUUUGAAUCUAGAAGUAUUAGUAUUUAUACGAUAGCAGGUAUACAACAAUGUAUGACCAUUCCUCAACAUCCAUUAAAUAAUGCAAAAACACUUUGGAGUAAAGUUAGUUUAGGUAAUCCAUUAGUUUUGAAAACAUCUGAUCAUCAUGGUGGUAGUAGUGGUGGUAAUUUUCAACAUCCAAAUAUAAAUCAAUUUCAAAUCGACUCAAAUAUUUUUCAACAAUGUCCAAUCUUUAAAUUAAAUAAUAAUAUUAUUAAUAUUAAUAAUAAUAAUGAUUUAUCAAAUUCAUUUGGUAGAGUAUUAUUAUCAACCAAUUCAUCAUAUAAUGAAUAUAGUAAAGUAAUUCAAUGUGGUGGUCAUUUUAUUAAUUCAACAUUAGUUUCAAUGGGUAAUCCUCAUUGUGUAUUACAUUUGGAGAAUGUUGAUGAAUUUCCAAUGGAUUACUAUGGUAAAGUUAUUGAAUCACAUCCAAUAUUUCCACAAAAGACAAAUGUUGAAUUCGUACAAGUGAAAACUAGAGAUUCACUACGUGUUAGAGUUUGGCAACGGGGUAUUGGUGUAACAAAUUCUUGUGGAACUGGUGCUGCUGCCGCUUUGGUUAGUGGGGUUUUACGUGGUAAAAAUAAUAGAAAAGCAAAUGUUCAAAUGGAUGGUGGUAUUUUAGAAGUUGAAUGGAGAGAAGAAGAUGAUAAAGUUUUUGUUAGUUGUCCUUCUGUAACAGUUUUUGAAGGUUCAAUUAAAUUCUUUCAAGAUGAAUUACAACAACCAUUUUAA
Messenger RNA from Dictyostelium discoideum AX4, 1545 nucleotides. RefSeq names its product diaminopimelate epimerase (gene dafE). The coding region runs from base 1 to 1545 and encodes 514 amino acids. The transcript has a single exon. The record is from RefSeq and is a predicted model, not a curated record. Gene Ontology annotation, biological process: L-lysine biosynthetic process. Gene Ontology annotation, molecular function: diaminopimelate epimerase activity. NCBI's taxonomy places the organism in Eukaryota, Evosea, Eumycetozoa, Dictyosteliales, Dictyosteliaceae.